Molecule: messenger RNA, 1083 nt
Organism: Paracoccidioides brasiliensis Pb18
Exons: 1
Coding region: 1-1083 (360 amino acids)
Molecular function (GO): protein binding
Source: RefSeq, a predicted model, not a curated record
AUGGUGGAGCUAGCCGCUUUACCAACCGAAGUUAUCCUUUAUGUAGCAGAGCAGCUGCAGUCACAGAAAGCUAUCAAUUGGUUUUCUCAGACAAAUCGACGCUUCCAUUGUAUUCUGGAUCCUUAUCUCUAUCGAUUCAAUGCUAAACACCGUCGCGCUUCGGCCUUGCGCUGGGCAGCACGUCAUUCAAAUAUCGAAGUUGCCAGAAAGUCACUGGAUGGAGGUGCCAACAUCCAUAUCAGAGCAAAGAUAUGCCCUCACUUAAAUGUAUUCCAAGAAGCUGUGUGUGCUCGGAAUAGAAUCAAGAAAUGGCUUGCGAGGCCCUGCCACCCUAAUGAAUCUAGGCGGCAAUAUUCUCUGCGCGUGCAUGAUAUGCCUUGCCCAAAAAAUGACGCAAUGCUUCUGUUCUUACUCGAAAGGGGGGCGUAUGUCGAUAGUAUGUUCAAGAGUAGAGAGACACCCUUGUUCGCUGCAGUCAACCAACCAGAUACGCAGCUUGUCAAACUUUUGAUAGAGAAUGGAGCUAACGUCAAUUUUUCCAACGAUGUGGGUAAUACGAUUUUACACGAGGCAGUAACAGGUUGUAACGCUUGGGUUGUCCGUUUUCUGCUAGAAAAUGGUGCCAGCGUUCACUCCAGGAACGUCUUCGGAUGCACCCCGUUGCAUCUCGCAUCCAGAGGAAGAAUUCUGGUCCAACUAUGGGCAAAUAUCGAACGCAGUAACUGUUUGCCCGGUAUGAGUUCGCGGUUCUGCGCAACACAAUGCCGGCGGAAACUGCUAGAAUGUGACGCAGACGCCGGAGCCAAAGAUCCGUAUGACCCCGACGUUCGAUGUGAAGUAGUUCAAAUUUUGAUCGAAAGUGGUUCAGAUCUCGAAGCCAGAACGGUUGACGGGGUUACCCCAGUGCUGUUUGGAGCUUUGUAUGGUGCCGAACUGAAAGUACUUCGGGUGCUGGUUGAGAAUGGUGCAAGAACUGAUAUCGAGAAGCCGGAUGGAACCUCGCUAGUCAGUUUAGCGGAGUCUCGCCAUGAGUUAACCGAAAUUUUGAUCGCCAAUUCACCGCAGCCUGUGGAUCACGAUUGA